This is a messenger RNA of Nelumbo nucifera (sacred lotus), 1215 nucleotides long. Its product is annotated as ran-binding protein 1 homolog b-like. The record is from RefSeq and is a predicted model, not a curated record. Gene Ontology annotation, molecular function: GTPase activator activity. Gene Ontology annotation, biological process: nucleocytoplasmic transport. Gene Ontology annotation, cellular component: nuclear pore; cytoplasm. Lineage: Eukaryota; Viridiplantae; Streptophyta; Magnoliopsida; Proteales; Nelumbonaceae.
ACUUUAUAUGAUCUCUUCCCAUUUUCACUGGAAGUCUGGAGAUACGUUUCUCUGCGUUUCCUUGCACGCCGGAAGCUAAAGCUUGAGCUUUGUUGUGAUUUCUCUGAGUUGCGAGUGAUUGUUGUUAUCGUAAUGGCGAGUACUGAUCCGGAGCGCAGGGAGGAGGAGGAAGAAGCCGCAGAAACGGCGGCGGGCGAGGAAGAAGACACCGGAGCCCAGGUCGCCCCUAUAGUCAAGCUCGAGGAGGUUGCCGUUACUAGUGGAGAGGAAGAAGAAGAUGUUCUUCUCGAUCUAAAAUCGAAGCUGUAUCGAUAUGACAAAGAAGGAAGCCAGUGGAAGGAGAGAGGUACUGGGACUGUGAAACUUCUCAACCACAGGGGGACCGGGAAGGUUAGAUUAGUUAUGCGUCAGAGCAAGACGCUUAAGAUCUGCGCCAACCAUUUAGUCCUUCCUUCCAUAUCAAUUCAGGAACACGCGGGGAAUGAUAAAUCUUGCCUCUGGCAUGCAAAAGAUUUCUCUGAAGGGGAGGUGAAGGAUGAACUCUUUUGCAUUCGGUUUGCAUCGAUAGAGAACUGCAAAAAAUUCAAGGAAAUGGUUGAAGAGGUCGCUGAAUCUCAACGGAACACUGCUGGGGAAAGCCAAGAGGCCACUUCUACUGCAAAUCUUCUAGAGAGGUUGAGUGUAGAGGAAAGCAAAGAUGAGGAGAAAACCCAGCAAGAGGUGCCCAUUUCAGCAGAGGAAGAAAGGGAUGCAAAGAAGUCGGAGGAAAAAGAAGAGAAAAAAGAGGCGGAAAAACCAGAUGCUGAUAAAUAGAGAAAAAAGCGUCUUUCUUUUCUUAUGGGUGUGUUCCUAUAGAGAUGGUUGUUGUCAAGUGUUGCACAGAGUCAUGCAAAUAUUAUAUAUCGUUGAAUUUUAUGAUAUAAGGGCUCUGUGGUUGGAUCUUGGAUGUGUUGUCAAGGUGGUGAGAUCAGACUUUAAAUUAAUGGGUGGUCAAUGAUAUUUGCUCAUACGGUCCAUUCAUUUUUUUUUUAUAUAUUUGGUUUGCAGGUGACAAGGGUGUUUGAUUUCUGGGUCUCCAUUUGUAAUAUCAGGGUUUUGGAUAUUUGUUGGUUUAGCUUUGUUGAAGGGUCUUUUGGGAGCCUUUUCUUUUUUUAACGAGGUAUCCUUCUUGAUUGUUAUUUAUUUGUCAUAAUUAUUCUGAUUUAUGUUCAUUUU